CAGGAGGACAGAAAAUACUUUAGCCCUACAGCACAUCCUGUCAGCGAAGAAGAAAAGGAGGCUACACGUGUUUACUGCGCCCAGACAGAUAUCUUUUUGAUUAACUGUUUUAAAUUUGGAUUUCUGCAUCUUUAAUCGGAAUAAAACGAAGACAAAAUGCCGAAGGUCAGGCCGGAGAAGAAAAGCAGGCAGCACCAAGAGGUCAAGAACCAAGGGAUUAUGUUCAACACCGGGAUCGGUCAGCACAUCCUGAAGAAUCCAUUGGUGGUCAAUGGGAUCAUUGAGAAGGCUGCCCUGAGGCCGACGGAUGUGGUUCUGGAGGUGGGACCUGGUACUGGUAACAUGACGGUGAAACUGCUGGAAAAAGCCAAGAAGGUCGUGGCCUGUGAGUUGGACGGCAGAUUAGUGGCUGAACUUCAGAAAAGAGUACAGUGCACACCCAUGCAGGCCAAACUUCAAAUAUUAAUUGGAGAUGUCCUAAAAACAGAAUUGCCUUUCUUUGACGUCUGUGUGGCUAAUUUACCUUACCAGAUUUCGUCACCGUUUGUCUUCAAGCUCCUGCUGCAUCGACCUUUCUUCAGGUGUGCCGUUUUGAUGUUCCAGAGAGAGUUUGCCAUGCGACUUGUCGCCAAACCUGGAGACAAGCUGUUCUGCAGACUGUCCAUCAACACACAGCUACUGGCCCGUGUCGACCAUCUCAUGAAGGUCGGGAAGAAUAAUUUCCGUCCACCUCCAAAAGUCGAGUCAAGUGUUGUCAGGAUAGAACCGAAAAAUCCUCCUCCUCCAGUUAACUUCCAGGAAUGGGAUGGCCUGGUCAGAAUAGGCUUUGUAAGGAAAAACAAAACCCUAAAUGCAGCUUUCAAGUCCAAUGCGGUAGAACAGCUGUUGGAAAAGAACUACAGAAUUCACUGCUCUGUACACAAUGUGGAAGUCCCAGCUGACUUCAGCAUCACCAAGAAGAUUGAGAGUGUUUUGCAGGAGGUUGGGUUCAGUGAGAAGAGAGCCAGGUCCAUGGACAUUGACGACUUCAUGGUGCUGCUUCAUGCAUUCAACUCUGCAGGGAUCCACUUUUCUUAAAUGGCAGAAGAAACUGAGGAGAACUAUUACUCUUAUAUCGUUAUGAUGAGAGGGGAGAAGUUAGCGUUCAGAUGAGUGGAAAGAAAUGGAUUGUCUGAUCUUUCCUCUGCUGGAGCUUUGCGGACCUGAAUUUCCUGACCCAAAUGAAAUGUGUAAACAAUAUUGGAGGACACAUAAGAGCUCAUAUUGAGUGUGCUGUUUUACCCUUAUGAGUGUAGAUGAAGUGUCACUUGGCAUGCAUGGGCAGCUUUUGGCAGAUGGAAGAUGGAUAAACCCUCUUGGUUGUAUGAGGGCCUGCCACUGUGUGUGAGAGUUUGUCAUUUAUUGAAAAUAAUCUCUAAUGGAUGAUUUCUUUUUUUUAUUUAAUCUACAUUACAAAAAAAUUACCUUCUUGUGGAAAAGGUAAAUCUUUAACAAAUGUAUAUUUGAGUGUGCAGUCUCUUAAAAAUUAAUUAAGAUCGUCCACAGGUUUUCUUUCUAUGUGACACUUUUAGUAAGUCUGUGGAACACCGUCUGACUGAAUGGUUCUGCAGACUAAGGUUGCAACUAUUGAUUACUUCAAUUCAUUUUAAAUGAAUGAUUGUCAAGUCAAAAUGCCAUCACAAUUUCUGAGGUGCAAAGAUAUUACAUUUACAAUAAUGAGACUGAAAAGUAGCAAAUAUCACAUUUUACAAACUAGCAAAUGAUUUGCAUGCCUUUUGGUAAAUUACUUCUGCGAUUAAUAAAUGUGUUUAGAAAAAGCCGUUACUAGUGCUUCCGGUGAGACCCUUUCAAAAUAAAACUCGUGUAGAAAUUAAGCAUUUAUCCAAACAAAGAUAGGGCCGAAAUGAAGUGUUAUUUGCUACCAAGAAGCGGGAGAUUUUAAACAAAGCCAGGCAAGGGUUGAAAUAAAAUAGCUGGGAGGAUGACGAUGCACUAAGCCUUUUUAACCCGUUCAUUGUUUCAAAAGAUUUGAGAGAUAAUUAGACAUCUGCUGGCCAACCUCUGUAUUGACAUUUUACGGCAGUGGACAUGUCACUUGUUACAUACUGUGUGAUAACUCAAACUACACUUAAUUGUUCAGAUGUCCAGCCUUUCAGGUAAGAAACAGCUGUUUGUAUGAUUUUUACAGCUAUUAUGUGUCAAAUACUUCUGGAGGGUCACUUAAUGUAAAGCAGGAAGCAGCUGUCACCAUGGAUACAGAUACAUUGCUUCCCUAGCUGCUGUCAUUAUUUGGUGUUUCUCUGAAUACAAAACUAAAAUACUGAGUAAUGCUACAAGAUACAUUUUUCACA
This is a messenger RNA of Cottoperca gobio, 2351 nucleotides long. It is a transcript of the gene dimt1l, whose product is annotated as DIM1 dimethyladenosine transferase 1-like (S. cerevisiae). NCBI's taxonomy places the organism in Eukaryota, Metazoa, Chordata, Actinopteri, Perciformes, Bovichtidae. Gene Ontology annotation, biological process: rRNA methylation. Gene Ontology annotation, cellular component: nucleolus. Gene Ontology annotation, molecular function: rRNA (adenine-N6,N6-)-dimethyltransferase activity. The record is from RefSeq and is a predicted model, not a curated record. The transcript has 12 exons. Bases 157 to 1077 code for a protein of 306 amino acids.